This is a messenger RNA of Symbiodinium natans, 238 nucleotides long. The record is from the annotation of a GenBank genome assembly. Lineage: Eukaryota; Dinophyceae; Suessiales; Symbiodiniaceae.
AUGAAAUACGGCUCUCGCGUGUGGCAGAGCCCCGAGGCGAGCUGCCACCUUGAGCUCGUGCAGCUCGUGCCAUCAUUUGGGCAUGCAAGGUCUCGCGUGGCGUGCGCAGAGUUUCUGGCCAUGCCGGGGGCAGAAGCACGAGCCGCCAACUUCGUCGAGCCAGGACGAGUGCACAGCUCCUUCGGCGACUUCGGUCACAAGCGGCGUUUUGAUGGUGGCGUCAAUGAUCCAGAUGGAG